Messenger RNA from Acanthosepion pharaonis, 645 nucleotides. NCBI's taxonomy places the organism in Eukaryota, Metazoa, Mollusca, Cephalopoda, Sepiida, Sepiidae. The record is from the annotation of a GenBank genome assembly.
AUGGAUCUAUCUAUCUAUCUAUCUAUCUAUCUGAUCACCGAAUUUCACAACAAUGUUCUUGAUUUCUUUUUUCUCAUAUCUCUUUUCUCCCCUUCUGUUUCUCUUUCUUCCUCCACUUCUUUUUUCUUCUUUAGUGCUUCAUUUUCCUUCCUCCCAACUUCUUUAAACUCUUCAAAAUUUUUUAUUUUCCUUCUUACUUCGCUUAUUCCUCCACUUAUACUCCUCUCGUUUUCUUUCUUUCUUUCUUUCUUUCUUUCUUUCUUUCUUUCUUCCGCCACUUCCUUAUCCUCUUCUUUCUUUCUCAUUAUGUUCUUUCCUUCUUUCUUCUUUCUUUUCUUUCUCCAUCUUUUUCCUUUCUCUCUUCAUCGUCUGCUUCCUCUCUUUCUUUUUCCUUUUUCUCUUUAUAAUCUUUUUUCUUCUCUUCUUCUCCUCCUUUCUCUUUCCAGGCGAUUCCAGUGUAUCUACGCAGAUUCUCCCCACUUUCCAUUCCCUCUUUUUUGUUUGUUUGUUUGUCGUCGUCUUCUUUCUCUCCUUCAUACGUCUAUUCUGUUUCCUUUUUUUGUUGUUGCUCUUUCUUCUUUCUCCUUCUUAUUGUUCAACCUCCUCUUCUUUUUCCUCUUCUUUCUCUCCUUCUUCUUUUAUUAA